This is a messenger RNA of Daphnia pulicaria, 617 nucleotides long. Its product is annotated as short coiled-coil protein B-like. NCBI's taxonomy places the organism in Eukaryota, Metazoa, Arthropoda, Branchiopoda, Diplostraca, Daphniidae. The coding region runs from base 91 to 480 and encodes 129 amino acids. The transcript is spliced from 4 exons. The record is from RefSeq and is a predicted model, not a curated record. Gene Ontology annotation, cellular component: trans-Golgi network.
GGAAUGGGAGGCAGUAUUUAUCGACAAAUCCGUUUGGCAAAUUGUGUUACUAAUUUCGUACAUCAUAAAUAAUACGAAAAGUAAGCUCGAAUGGAAAAUACUACUUUAUAUAAAGAGCUCAAUAAUAUUCCGUUGGCUGAUGAUGAUCCUCAAGCUGUCAUUCCUUCUGAUGGAGAAGAAGCAGGUAUAGAGCGACAUUCUCUAGAUUCCAUGUCAUCUCGUUUUACCAACGACAGUUCGGAGCAUCCUUUAUGUGAUGGGGACAUCAACUUGGAUGAGCAAGAAGAAAAGGCCCGCUUAAUAGCACAAGUCAUGGAACUUCAAAAUACUCUUGAUGAUCUUUCUCAACGGGUGGAUAGUGUAAAGGAAGAAAAUCUUAAGCUGAGAUCAGAAAACCAAGUUUUGGGACAAUAUAUAGAAAAUUUGAUGUCAGCCUCUUCAGUAUUUCAAUCAACAUCUCCCAAAACCAAAAAAAAAUAAAUGCCUGGUCAAAACUAGCCCUUAACUUCAGCUAUCACAGCUUUUAAUAACAAUUCAUCAUCAUUUAAAAUGUAGUAUUUUAUUUAUCAUUUUGCGCACUAGUCCUAUUGACUGCAAUACAUUUCCACUGCACUGAG